This is a messenger RNA of Papaver somniferum (opium poppy), 3652 nucleotides long. RefSeq lists its product as uncharacterized. Lineage: Eukaryota; Viridiplantae; Streptophyta; Magnoliopsida; Ranunculales; Papaveraceae. Gene Ontology annotation, molecular function: protein binding; nucleic acid binding; ATP binding. The coding region runs from base 385 to 3270 and encodes 961 amino acids. The record is from RefSeq and is a predicted model, not a curated record. The transcript has 9 exons.
CCGCUGCAUGGAUCAGGAACCAUUAAUCGUGAUGAACCUAGAAAAAAAAAGCAUCUUACACAUUCGUUUUCCAUCCCACUGAGCCUCGGAUAACCAUCUGUUCGUUUCUAAAAUUCUCUCUAAUGUUUAAUCAAUCCGCGUUUAUCGCAUCAUCAUCCGCCUUACAGUGAUAUCGUUCUAGAAGAAGGAUAUGUACAUGCUGCUAUUUAUAUUAGGGAACUUUGGUCUUCUUCUGCAAUUUCCUCAUUCAUCAUCAGCUUUUCCGUAUAAACCCUAGGCGUCUCCUUUGGUAAGUAUCGCCUUUGAGUUUCAGUUAGUAUAUUCUAAUUUAUUUAUCUGUUAGGUGUUACUCAUUGAUUUUGACACCGACUUGGAGAGGUGAUAAUGGGUGACAAAGCUAAGAGGUACGGCAGGAGAUUGAGAACUAAUGUGAAUCCUUUAAAAUUGAGUCUAAGUAAUAAAGCUUUUAAUGAGAAAAAAAGAAAGAGGCGUGGAAGCGAUACCAGAGAGAGUAAACAGGUGAAUAACAAGUGUAGUAGUAGUAGUGGUAAUGGCAAUUCAGAAGUUAUUAUUGAUGGUAGUUGCAGCAGCAAUAGUGAGGAACAUAAAAUUAUCAGACAGAGUGAGGAUAAUAAGAAGAUGAAGAUGGAGAACAAUUGGAAGCCAAUGGCCAAGUGUAGUGUGGAGAAUAUUGGUAGUAGUAGCCUCAGCAAUAGAGAGGAAAAUGAUAUUAUUAAGAAGAUGGAGAUGAAUAACAAUUGGAAGCCGAUGGCCAAGUGCAGUGCGGAGAAUAUUGGUAGUAGUAGUAGCCUCAGCAUUAGCGAGGAAAACGAAAUUGUUAGACAUAGUGAGAAUAAUAAGAAGAUGGAGAUGAAGAUGGGUAACAAUUGGAAGCCAAUGGCCAAGUGCAGUGUGGAGAAUAUUGGUAGUAGUAGCCUCAGCAAUAGUGAGGAAACUGAAAUUAUCAGACAGUGUGAGAAUAAUAAGAAGAUGAAGAUGGAUAACAAUUGGAAGCCGAUGGCCAAGUGUAGUGAGGAGAAUAUUGGUAGUAGUAGCCUCAGCAAUAGUGAGGAAUAUGAAAUUAUUAGACAUAGUGAGAAUAAUAAGAAGAUGAAGAUGGAUAACAAUUGGAAGCCAAUGGCCAAGUGCAGUAGUGGCAACAAGGUUCUGAGCAGCAGCAGUAUUUUCGAUCACUAUAGAAUAAUGCGUGGGAUAUUGAGUAGGCUCCCUGUCAAAUCACUCAUGCGAUUCAAGUGUGUAAGCAAACAUUGGCAGUUCUCAAUUUGCCAAGAUCAAGGCUUGAUUGAUUUACACUUCUCUCAGUCAAAGCAACAUUGUCCAGAUCUCUUUCUUGUUGUUCCGCGUUAUUCCGUUAAUCUCUCUGGAAGAUACCCUGUGUCCAGGAGUACAAGGGGGUAUGCGGGUCCCCGGGAGUGUAAGUAUCAACAGUCUUUGUUGCUAGGCAAUUUAUUUGAAAGUGGAACAUCGCCGGCCAUUAGAACUACUGUUCGAAAAUCAGAGCAAAAGCCAUUUCAUUAUACUAAGAUUCUACCACCUGUUAAUGGUUUGAUUUGCUUUGUUAACCGUCGUUCAGCUGCCGUUUGCAUAUUAAAUCCAAGCACUAGAGAACGAACACCAUGGAUCGUUUCUUCGCUUUGUCAAAACAAAAAGUACAAUUUCGUUGAAGAAUAUGCUCGUGGUGUAUGUUUACCAACUUACUUCUUUGGAUUUGAUCCUGCCACCAAACAACACAAAGUUGUAUGCACUUGGUGUCUACAUGGACAAGCGACAGGUUUUUCUGGCAUCGAUAGUGGAGAUGACAAAUUUCAGUGGACAGGCAUUUGUGAGGUCUUGACCGUAGGGGAGAACACUUGGAGAAACAUUGAUGAGAAGGUUCCAUUUUCGCACUAUCCUGUAGAAGUUUCAAUUUGCUCAAAUGGUUUCAUUUACUGGGGUAGUGGUUUCGUGGGAAUCCCUGAAAAUUUAAAUGCAUUUGACGUUGGGCAGGAGAAAUUCAAAGUGAUUACGGUUCCUCAGCAUAUCAGAGACAAAUGUAAGAAUCCACCCGGAGGCGAUUGUGGUCCUUAUCAUAGUUUAAUAGAAGUGGGUGGACAUAUAUCUUUACUACAACGGUGGACUGAUAAGGUUGUGAAGCUAUGGAUUUGCGGUGUUGAUACUUCUACUGGUAGCUACAGCAAGUGGACUGAAAUUACGAUGAACUUACCUUUUCAGUGGGGCGGCAGGCAUGGUAGAUUCCCUUACUUCCAUGGUGUUGCAGGAGAAGACCGGAUUAUUAUAGAAUCCUACCCAACUAUGGACAGAUUAGAUAUAAGUGAAGUCUGUCUAUAUUCUUAUGAUUGGAAAAAGAAGACGUCAACAAAAAAGGCCAAAGAUGGUGUGGUUUCGGAGUUAAGUUCGGUUUCCUUAUAUUCGGGAUUAGCUUUGGUUUCUUUAUUUAGAUCUUUUGCAGAAAGCCUCUGGCCUGUUCGAGACCACCAAUCCAGACACCGCCAAGAAACUGAAAAGGCUCGUUUGCGGCUAAAUAUUAAUGUUACUGCUGCACUGGAUUCUGCUCCUGCACCUGCUCCAAUUGAAUCUUUUACGGAUAUGUGUCUGCAUGAAAGUAUCAUGAAAGAUAUAUCGUUUCACAAGUACUCUACACCGACAUCUAUCCAGGCCCAAGCUAUGCCAGUUGCUCUUAAUGGAAGGGAUCUUUUGUGUUGUGCAGAGACUGGGAGUGGUAAAACUGCUGCUUACGCUAUUCCAAUGAUUCAGCAUUGCCUAGCUCAGCCUUCUGUUCGGCGAGGUGAUGGUCCUCUUGCGUUAGUGUUGGCACCUACGAGAGAACAUGCCCAACAGAUAGAGAAAGAGGUUAAGGCCUUCAGUAGAUCUCUGGAGUCCUUCAGAACUGCUACUGUUGUGGGUGGAACAAAUAUGGCAGAGCAGAAGUCUGAGUUGCGAGCGGGAGUAAAUAUUGUGGUUGCCACACCUGAAAGAUUUAUUGACCAUUUGCAACAAGGGAACACCUGCCUCUCUAGGAUCUCAUUUGUUUUUAUGGAUGAGGCUGACAUACUGUUGGACAUGGGGUUUGAGCCGCAGAUAAGAGAGGUGAUGCGGAAUGUUCCCAUAAAGCGCCAAACGUUGCUGUUUAGUGCAACAAUGCCAGUAGAAAUUGAAGCCCUUGCGCAGAAGUACCUUAGUGACCCAGUGCAAGUGAAGGUUGGAAAGGUUCAGGGGAGUGAGAAGGCUAAUAUGGAGGACUCGCAUUAAAUUAUGAUUCAGAUUAUACCAUGGGAAAACAUGAGAAGGAGACAAAAUGAAUGCCUGGGUUGCCAAAACAGCCAAAUGGAUGAAUGAUAAUUAGGUCGAUGUAAUAGUGAGUUAUUCAGACGAUGAACAUAUUUAUUUGUUGUGGAUGAUAUUUUGUGUUCUCUUAAUUGUAUUCUUCCGGCUUUAUUUUGCUAAAAAACAAAUUCUCUGGAAACACUGUGCAAGUUUACUGUCUCUGUACAUAGUGGGAAGAGUCAUUUUGCUUUCCUGUGUUAUGAAGGUUUUGCUCAAACAUCUGGGAAACAAUUUUUAUCUGUAAAUGCUCUACAUAUUUGGCAAGAGGGUGCUUCUAGCUCAGUGGAUAGAGCGCCUGUUUUCCUAA